AUGGACCCGGACUGUGACUGCCUGAGUGGUGGCUCUUGCACCUGUGCAAACUCCUGCAAAUGUAAAUCUUGUCGAUGCACCUCCUGCAAGAAAAGCUGCUGCUCAUGUUGCCCAGCAGGAUGUGUCAAGUGUGCUCAGGGCUGUGUAUGCAAACCCUCUACACUAAAUCCU
This is a messenger RNA of Monodelphis domestica (gray short-tailed opossum), 171 nucleotides long. Its product is annotated as metallothionein-2-like. Gene Ontology annotation, cellular component: cytoplasm; nucleus. Gene Ontology annotation, molecular function: metal ion binding. The record is from RefSeq and is a predicted model, not a curated record. Lineage: Eukaryota; Metazoa; Chordata; Mammalia; Didelphimorphia; Didelphidae. Gene Ontology annotation, biological process: intracellular zinc ion homeostasis; detoxification of copper ion; cellular response to cadmium ion.